GGAUGUUUGCGGCUCCCAUUGUCUUCUAUACUCUGCGAAACGGGUCAAAUUAGAUCUAAGAGUGGUAAAGGCUACCGACCCCUGAUACAUAACAACGAGCGGGUGGCGGGCGGUUUCGGUGUUGAUAAAAUGUUGGUUCGGGCGGAUGGCGGGUGGAUGACGACUAUAGUGUUGUGGGUGAUAUUAGUGCCUAUCCGCACAUCUCUAGUGUCUUGCCAUUUUAUUAAGCAAAGAAGCUAGGGAGAAAGGGGUACAAUGUAUUCACUUGCUCUGAGCAGAGUGUAAAAUUAAAUUAUCCGCAGUGCGUACACUUAUAUUAAAAUUAUAGUAUUUAUUUAACAGGAAAUAAUGGAAAUGGAACAUAAACAUAUAUUUGAUGCUCAAACUUUAAUAUUAACAAUUUAUAGAGAACUGCUACAAAGCAGUUUUACAUUAUUUAGAUACACAAAGGUGUACACAUGAAUUGUUGGCAAUUUGGAGUGCAUAACAGAGAAAUCAUGUAGCUCUAUUUAGACAAUUAUAACAAAAAAUGUUCACUUAUCUAUAGUUUAUGUUCUUGAAUUGAUGGUUUAUUCUCAGUCUUUCUGUUGAUUUCUGUUCUGUAAGCCCUUUUGGGACCCACCAUUACAAGUAUAUUCAACAGGGUUUUGCAGCGCUAGUAAGGCUUGGUUGAUAUCAAGAUGUUUUUAAGACUGAUCUUAAAUUUCAAACAAUGUUCAGCUGAAGCAAGAAUUUUGUGCGAUAAAAACAACUAAAAGGAGUAACAAAAGAACAAAGCGACAAGCACACUAUCACAUUUUUUCUACGUUCUAUCUUUAACUUGCACCACCGCCUUUCUAACAUGGAGACGUCAUCCGACCAUAUCCUGCACAGCGCUCCCUCCUGACACAGCAACAUGUUCACUGGAGUGCAUACAUGCACCGAUAUAAAUAGAGAAGUGAUCCAUUGAGCAGCGGCGCUCCCAGAAGUCCUCAGGAGACUUCCAGAGUUCCCUCCUGUACGUCAUCAGUGCCUCAUGUUGCCUGGCAAACGCACAUUUCUCCCCUCCAUUACACUUCCACAGAAAAAGACUUGGCCGCUACUUCUCUUUGUGAUGACGUCAUCACUUCAACAGCCUCACUGCAGCACACAUUGACGUGCUUUGUCACUGUGAAGGUCAAUCAAUGUCUCCAAAUCACUGUUGCCUGCAGGCACCGCUGUGUGGGUGCUUGCCAUGGGGAGGAACAUAACUGAUACACUGUGAUGGAAAUAGUUGUGGAAAAGGGAAGGGGGCGGAGCCAUAGAUAGGAGAGGGCAAAAGGGACAAAAAGCAGAAGCUCCAACAACGCUCCAUCAUAACAUCCAGAGAGACCAGGGCGCCCUCUCCUUGACCGGGGACUACAAGCUCCAAGCGGGACAUGGAUCAGGCCGAAGCUCCAUCCAACACCAUGGUGCUGGAGUUUAAGGAGGACACAGCGCUGACUGAGGUCAAAGGGAUUGUCCCAGACUGAUGACUAUUCGGUGGUCUUCUGCAGAAGAUGCGUCUCCGUGUGUCAUCUCUGCAGAGGUCCGGUCAGAAGCGUCAGGACGGUGAGCGCCUGCUUCUUCCCCAUGAGGCCGUCUACCGGCUGGACUUCCACAACCAGGAGUUGAUUUUCUCCCGCUGGAACGUGUCCCUUGGUGGCCACGGCCGAGUGACUAUCACGGGCAUCUCGCAGCACUGGACCCCCGACCUCACCCACCUCAUGACCCGUCAGCUCCUGGAACCCAUUGGAACAUUUUGGCGCAACGCUGGCGACCCCGAUGAGUCGCGACUGAAGUGUCUGGAAGCCGACAUGCAAGAAUUUGGCGAGAGGAUUGCGGAGCUGGCUAAAGUCAGGAAGGUCAUGUACUUCCUGUUUGCGUUCAAGGACGGUGCAGAGGCAGCAAAACUGCUCUGCUCGGUGGCGUUUAGGGGUGAAAAUGACUGUUAACUGUUAGCAUCUUCAGCAGCAUCCAGUGAGGAAACUUCUAGUUGCAAUUUUUUUUUUUAAGUUGUUUAAAUGUGACCUGUGAUGACCGAAGAACACAAACUAAACAGAAUAAAAGUGAUAAAUGCUA
Messenger RNA from Nerophis ophidion (straightnose pipefish), 2079 nucleotides. Its product is annotated as olfactory marker protein-like. The transcript has 2 exons. Bases 1518 to 1952 code for a protein of 144 amino acids. NCBI's taxonomy places the organism in Eukaryota, Metazoa, Chordata, Actinopteri, Syngnathiformes, Syngnathidae. The record is from RefSeq and is a predicted model, not a curated record. Gene Ontology annotation, biological process: signal transduction; sensory perception of smell.